This is a messenger RNA of Zootermopsis nevadensis, 1390 nucleotides long. RefSeq names its product protein D3. The record is from RefSeq and is a predicted model, not a curated record. Lineage: Eukaryota; Metazoa; Arthropoda; Insecta; Blattodea; Termopsidae.
CUGGCCGACUUGGAACGGGGAGGUAGACUACGUAUGGUACAUAUAGAACGCCGAUGCUGACUUUCGCCGGUGACCUGGAAGUGCCUUGUCAACGCGGAAAGCAGGAAACAGAUUUCAAGUCCUGAAGGCUGACGACAGAACGUGCCACUCACAGAUCUGCGACAUCAGUGCUCAGAUUCCUACAAUAUGUCGGGGUUCGCACGCCUUUUCGUGGUACUGGCAGUUUUAGCUUUGGCAGUUUCAGUCAGGGGAAGUGAUGAUCAGAGUGUCUUGGCCGCAAUGGAAGAACAUGGAGUUGUUCCUGAUGUAAUUGACACUGCACCAACAGAUAAAGUGGAGGUAACCUAUGGGCUUCUCAGUGCGAGCCUCGGUAAUGAGCUGACUCCGACACAAGUGAAAGACAUUCCAUCUGUGCACUGGAAAGCUGAUGAUGGGUCAUACUACUUACUCUGCAUGACAGAUCCUGAUGCUCCUAGCCGUGCUAAUCCUGUGAGGAGAGAAUUUCGUCACUGGCUGGUUGGUAACAUCCCUGGUGACAAAGUAGACCAAGGAGAAACACUUACUGAGUAUGUGGGAUCUGGGCCUCCUAAGGAUUCAGGGCUCCAUCGGUAUGUCUUCCUGGCGUACAAGCAGCCUGGCAAAAUAAGUUACGAGGAGCCUCGUAUAAAUAACACGUCCAGGGACACACGCCCUAAUUUCUCCAUCAAGGCGUUUGCACUGAAGUACAAUCUUGGAAAUCCAGUCGCUGGCAACUUUUUCCAGGCCCAGUAUGACGACUAUGUUCCUACUCUGCAUGCUCAGUUUAGUGGCCACUGAAUUCUUGCCCUUGUAGUUGGUAGACUCUUGAUUGACGUGGUUUUUUUUGAGAAGUGUAUUUUUCUGGAUAAUUGAAACACUGGUUGUUCUACAAAAAUGAAAGGAAAUUUUCAGAUGUGACAUACACAUAAUUUUAUGUACAGACAUACACUAAUUAAAUUUUUAAAUCUUUUCUAGUACUUAACAGAAAGUAUUUUAUAUACAAACUAUUUUUAAAAAGAAUUCCAAUUUAUAGUAAUGUUCUGUUGUCGUAAACUUCAGGUUUGAGCAACAAUUGUUUUAAGUUAAAUAAUAUGUCUUUGUUUUAUAUAGUUCUUUCUUUUUAAAUGUUCUGAAUUUACAACAGAUUUUCUAAAUUAAUUUUUUAAAAUUUGUUUCAAACCGAUUGUCCUCCGGCAAUCUUCCCCCAGAUAAUUGUGAGUGUUUAGAACGAAAUUAUGUUUCAUUUAUAGCCAAAAUUUUAAGCAAAAUUUGUAAGAAAAUAUAAUAACAUGUAAACUUGUUAGUUCUUAUAGAAAAAUGAUGUAUGAAUCAAAUAUAAUUAAAGAAUAGCAGAAUAAACAAUGUGUGUGCA